CCUCCCUUCCCGAUCCUGUCAAGACCAUGGAGCAGCAAUCUAAGGGGGUGUGAACAACUACGAUAGGGCCCUCAGACCAUGGGCAAUAAAUGCUGUAAGAAAAAACCUGAAAAAGAGGAAACGGUGACGGUGAAAGAGCCGGUGAAGAUACCUGAAGAGCCAGUGAAGCCGAUAAAGCCAAAAAAAACACCACCUCUUGAUGAUGUGCAGAAAGCAAAAGCCAUCAAGAUCCAGGCCUGGUGGCGGGGUACUCUAGUGCGCAGGACGCUGCUGCACGCGUCCCUCAGGGCGUGGAUCAUUCAGAACUGGUGGAGGCAGAUGCAAGUCAAUCUGCUGAAGAGGCAGCAGUUGGCAGUGGUACAGACCCAUGCGUGGCAGUUAUGGGCAGUGGUCAAGUUACAGUCCUGGGUCCGCAUGUGGCAUAUCCGCCAGGGGUAUCGACGUUUGCUUGACGCUACCCGAAUCAUCCAGUUCCACUGGCGCUGGCACAGCUGUCAUACCCGGGGCUGCUUCUGGGGUAGCUAUGAAAUCACAGCCAACCAGCUGGAUCUUGAACUUAUGGUCUUUCUGGGAUCUCAGAUUUGCAGAAUGACAGACUGCAUCCCCUUUCCAAUAAAGGAUUGA
Messenger RNA from Erinaceus europaeus (western European hedgehog), 624 nucleotides. RefSeq names its product IQ domain-containing protein F5-like. Lineage: Eukaryota; Metazoa; Chordata; Mammalia; Eulipotyphla; Erinaceidae. Bases 79 to 624 code for a protein of 181 amino acids. The transcript has 3 exons. Gene Ontology annotation, molecular function: calmodulin binding. The record is from RefSeq and is a predicted model, not a curated record.